AAACCGUUCAGAAUAAAUGGGGCCCCAAAAAAAGAAUAAAUGGAAGCCGUCCAGCCUGUUCACACUGACUUUUUUCAAUCUGUUUCUGCAAUUUCCUUGUCAAUUAAGUCUGUUGGUGUUCAAUUUGUGGUUUUCUUGUUGGAUCGAUUCGUAUUGUCCCACUUGGCUUCCCUACAACUUUAUUUCUUUCUCUCUUCCAGUUCCAUUAUUUCCUUUCCCCAAAACCUCUCUUUUGGUCUGCACCUACUUUUGUGUGAGUAUUUUCGUCGUGGUUUUUCGUUCACUUUUCAUUUGUUUGUAAGGGAAUUUAGUUAAUUAUUCGGUGUUAAUUAAAAUUUAAAAGCUACUUGUUUUGAAUCUAAUCAAAAAAUAACUACUAGCGUUGAUUUGUUAAUUAACAUUUAAGAGUUAAUAAUCCUUGAUGAUAUGCCUCAAGCUCAACUAAUUUCUCUUCAUCAUUUCAUGGGUCAUAUUCACUUUAAAUUAAUCUCACUAAUCAGUAAUUGCUGCAGUCUUACUAAGCAAGUGGUUGGAAAGCAUCCUGCAAGUACUUGAAAAGUGUCCAUCAAGCAGUUGGAAACCGCGUUCAAAAUGCAUGGAAUUAAUUCUGGGCUUGAGCAACUAGGAGUAGGAGUAGGUAGAGCGCUGCCUGUUCACACUUACUUUUCUCAAUCUAUUUGUGCAAUUUACCUGUCAAUAAUGGAUUUGGUCCUUCGGAUCCCGUCCGGAUCCAAAUGGUUGGGAUUUAAGAUCCUCACAUCUUAACUGUUUAUCAUAAAUCAUACGAUCAUAAAUCAUAUAAAUUUUAUUAUUUAAAAUUAUAUACAAAUAGUAUUUAAAAAAAAUUAAUUGUAUAAUAUACGAUGAAUGGUUAGAAUGUGAGGGUCUCUAGAAUCCAUACCAUUUGGAUCUGAAUGGGAUCCUCAUCCAAUAAAGUCCGCUUCUUGGUCUCUCGCUUUCUUGUUGGAUUGAUUCUUAUUAUCUCACUUGGCUUCCCCACGACUUUCACUCUCUCUCUUCCAUUAUUUCCUUCCCCCAAAACCUCUCUUUUGGUUUGCUCAUACUUUUGUGUGAGUAUUUUGAUCGUGGUUUUUCUUUCACUUUUCAUUUUCUUUGCAAUGGCGAUGAGCACCCAAAGAGCCUCUGCCCAACUUCUUUCUCUCGAAUCAGAUCCUCGAUGGAAGUACGAUGUGUUUUUGAGUUUUAGGGGUGUAGACACCCGCGAGGGUUUCGUAUCCCAUUUAUACCGCGAAUUGUGCAAGUUCCAAGGAAUUACAACUUUCCUUGACGAUCGAGAGCUUGAAGAAGGAACAAGUAUUCCUCUUGAGCUCCCGAGUGCGAUACAAGAAUCGCAUAUUGCAAUCGUUGUUCUUUCACCAAACUAUGCUUCUUCCAAAUGGUGCUUGAAUGAACUUACAGCCAUUCUUGAAUGCAUGGAAGCUAGGAACUCAGUUCUGCCGGUCUUUUACAAGACAGAUCCAUCUGACGUUGGAAAUCAACGGGGAUCUUUUGCCAAAGCCUUCGCAGAGCAUGAAGAAAAGUUCAUCACUACCGAAGAUAAAAAGAAGGUUGUCCAAUGGAAAGCUGAUCUAAAAAGAUUGUCCAAAAUUUCUGGUUGGCAUUCAAAGCAAUCCAAGUGUGAAAGUGAGCUUAUUGAAAAAAUCGUCAACAUCGUGUGGAGGAAAGUGCAAGCUGCGUUCACCGUGUCAGAUUCCUCACAGAAAUUAGUCGGAAUUAAUUCUGGGCUUGAGCAACUAGGUUCGCUAUUAGCUCAUGAUGCCAAUGAUGUUCGCUUUAUAGGGAUAACGGGGAUGGGCGGCAUCGGUAAGACAACCCUUGCCAAGCUAGUUUAUGAUAGAAUCUUCCAUCAUUUUGAAGUUUAUUGCUUUCUCUCAAAUAUCAGAGAUCGUACUCCAGUUAGUCUUCAACAACAACUUCUUUUCCCAAUCUUGAAAGAAAAGAUUGAGCAAGUUCGGGAUCAACAGUUGGGAAUCAUAUACACUGAGAAGUGCUUACGCAACAAAAAGGUUCUUCUUGUACUUGAUGAUGUGGAUCAAAUAAACCAGCUACAAGUACUAGCUGGAAAAGAAGCUUGGUUUGGUAGUGGGAGUAGAAUUAUCAUUACAACUAGAAAUGAACGUUUGCUAGUCCAGCAUGGCAUAACUUUAUGUCAUAGCGUCAAGUUGUUAAAUGAUUAUGAAGCUCUUGCUCUGUUUAGUCAACAUGCCUUUAAGAAAGAUCUGCCCGAAGAUGGGUUUUUGGAACUGUCUAAGUAUUUCAUUAAUCAUGCUGGAGGCCUUCCAUUAGCUCUUGAACAUUUGGGGUCGGCUUUGUUUAAGAGAGGUCUAGAUGCAUGGAAUAGUGCACGGGAUAAUCUAAAGAAAAUUCCUAAUCCAACAAUUUUUGAUAAACUCAAAAUAAGUUAUGAUGGACUAGAAGAGAUGGAGAAGAGAAUUUUUCUCGAUGUUGCAUGUUUUCACAAGGGGAAGCACACGCAGCGAGUAAUUGAAAUGCUAGACAAUUCCUUUGAUAUUUCAAGCCGGAUCUUGAUAGAUGCUCUAAUUGAGAAAUCUCUUCUGACCUCUGAAAAAUGCUUCCUGUAUGAUACUUCAGUCAAGUACAGCAGGAUAGGGAUGCAUGAUUUGAUACAAGAAAUGGCAUGGAGAAUUGUUGGUAACGAGUCUAAAGAGCCUGGCCAGCGGAGUAGGUUGUGGCUUCCCAAUGACAUUUUUCAUGUAUUCAUGAACAAUACGGGGACAAGAGCUAUUGAAGCCAUAAGCCUACGGUUACCCGAAAAAGAAGAGGUGCACUGGAAUUGCGAAGCCUUCUCUAACAUGUCUGGACUGAGGUUUCUGGAAUUUGACAAUUUGAUCGUUUCUUCAAGUCCCAAAUUUCUUCCAUGUUCCUUGAGAAUUAUGAAUUGGAGUUUGUAUCCUUCCAAGUCUCUUCCACCAAGCUUUCACCCGUGUUUCCUUACUGAACUACAAAUGCGUGAUAGCAAACUUGUUCGGCUUUGGGAUGGAAAAGAGAAUUUCCCCAACUUGAAAUAUAUUGAUCUUAGCAAGUCACAUAAAUUGAUAAGUACCCCAGAUUUUACUGGUCUUCAAAAUCUUGAGGAGUUGAUUCUUCAGGAUUGUACUAAUUUGGUUGAGGUACACCCGUCUUUUGCAGUUCUUAAAAGACUUAAAGUUUUGAGACUUGAUAACUGUGAAAGUAUUAAGAGUCUCCCAAGUGAGCUAGAAAUGGAUUCCCUUGAAGUUUUAGAACUUGAUGGAUGCUUCAAAGUGAAAAAGAUUCCAGAAUUUUCAAAGCAGAUGAAAAAUUUGUCCAAGGUUGGUUUAGGUUGGACUGCGAUUGAGAAAUUACCUUCAACAAUUGGACAUCUGGUUGGACUUACUGUACUGAAUAUUUUUUAUUGCGUAAAUCUGUUGGAUAUUCCUAUUGAGAUUUGUAAUUUGAAGUCUCUUAAAACGCUGUGGGUCUGCGGAAGUUCAAAAAUCGAAAAACUCCCAGGGAAGAUGGAGUUUUUAGAGGAACUUCGUAUGGGGGGAAACGCAAUAAGAGAGCCACUUGUUGAUAUGAAAAAUCUCAAAAACCUGUUUGCUUAUGGAUCAAUGGUUAUGCCAAGGGAAGAGUGGGGCCUUCUCCGCUUAUUUGGAAUUAGAAAGAGCGAAGAGCCUUGUUCGGGUUUGGUGUUGUCUUCUUUAAAUCAUUUGCGUUGUUUGGAGCUCUUAGUACUAUACAAUUGUGAUCUUGGUGAAGGUGAUAUCCCCCAUGAUAUUGGGGAUAACUUGUCCUCUUUACGAAUGUUAAAUCUUAGUAGAAACAAUUUUAUUACCCUUCCAGCAAGCAUCAAAUGCCUUUCUAGACUUGAGUCUCUUUUAUUGAAUGGGUGCCAAAGACUUGAGCAACUGCCAGAUCUUCCGUCAAAUAGCCAAUUACACGUAGAUGUAGAUGAUUGUACCUCCUUGAAAAGGUUGUCGGAUCCCUCGAAGUUGAGCAGCAGAUUUGCCAAUAUUUAUGAUUUUACUUUCAGUUCUCUGAAUUGCAUUACAUUGGUUGAAGAUGAAGACUGGAUGAAUACAAUAUGUUCAAGGAUCGUGAAAUUCGCCAGUAAGGGAAACUGUCGUUCUUUGGGUCGUAAUUACAUUGUAUGCCCCGGAAAGGGGAUUCCCGAGUGGUUCAACAAACACACUGUGGGACAUUCGCUAAACGUGGAGCUACCUCCUCAAUCAUGUAGCAGCUGGAUGGGAAUUGCUUUUUGCGUUGCUUUUGCACUACCUAAGGGAAACUUCGAAAUUUUCCGUGUAAAUUUUGUCAAUCUUAACUGUUUGCCUGGGAUUUCUUGUCGUAUUGGUGCAACAGAGCAUAUGGUGCCAGAACACCUUUGGAUAUUUUAUUUGUCUCGAGAACAAUGUCAGGAACAGUUUUCAUUUGAAAUAGAACUCGACCGAACAUGGUCAGGAACAAUGUCAGGAACAAUGCCAAAUCUGGUGAAAAUGUGUGGGGCUCGUUUGGUUUACAAGCAAGAUUUGGAAGAGCUCAACCGAACAUUGAAAAUCUUGAAGCGAACGCAUGGAUAUUGGGAAGAAGCAGCUUCAAGUGAAAGUGGUAGUUUUGAUGACCAAGAACAAGCUCACAAAAGGCAGAAGGAAGAAUAAAAAUUGCUUUCUGCUUUAUUUAACCAUUCAAUGCUUCAGAGUCGUACUUGGAAAGCUAAACAUGGUGCUUUUUCUCAGAAUCUAUGUUAGUAAGUCACCAUCUCAAUCCCAGUAUAACCCACCUGAUAUUUGAUUAUUUAUUUUUCCCUCAAAGCUAAUUUAUUUGAUCCAGCAAUGAAGUAUGUGUAGAUACAGUUAAUAAUGUGCGUCUCUCAUCUAUGUCAAAUUGAACCAAAAAAGAUGCAAAGUCGUAUUAUGUAAAUAAGUUUUCAACAAAAAGUGCAAGGUAUGGAAGAUAUGUAAGCAAUAUAUGUUAUGACAUUUUCACAUCAGCAAGCAAAAUUUACUAUGCUA
This is a messenger RNA of Pyrus x bretschneideri (Chinese white pear), 5015 nucleotides long. Its product is annotated as TMV resistance protein N. The transcript has 5 exons. Bases 915 to 4661 code for a protein of 1248 amino acids. The record is from RefSeq and is a predicted model, not a curated record. Gene Ontology annotation, molecular function: ADP binding. NCBI's taxonomy places the organism in Eukaryota, Viridiplantae, Streptophyta, Magnoliopsida, Rosales, Rosaceae. Gene Ontology annotation, biological process: defense response; signal transduction.